AUGGUGCAGGCGUUGCUUCAGGCGCCGGCACGGUUGCGCACGGCGAGCGCUUUGCAUGGAGCGGAGCAACGCAUGAUCUUGGUACCUGACAGCCUCUCUGUUGCGGCCCAAUUGGUAGCACAGCACCUUGCGCAGAGGAACAGUGUCACGGUCUUCGCUGACACCAAGCUCUUCAUCCUGGGCGAGCUGAAAAAGCUCGUGCAAAACUUGGAGGAGGACUUGGCGGCCGGCAGGCUCUUGUUGUUCAACAACGAGGAUUGGAACUCUUCGAGCCUGUCGGAUGUGAUGAUCCAUGCGCUGGCACCUCCAAGCCCUGCAGCCUACUGUGAUCGUUUGGCCUCCUGUCGCAAACUGGCCAUCACCCUCAUUGACUUCAAGAUGGUAGAUGGCGUCGAGAGGCUGAACAGCGCCUGGUUGGAUUUCGUCAGCGACGCUCACGAGCUGCUGCGGGGUGACGAUGCUCGCCGGCUACGAGCGAUGCGCAGGCUCGAGCGUCAUGGCUACACCAAGAUGUCAGAGUCCUUCCAAGAGGACUUCCAGUCGCAGGAGGAUGAGUUAGUUUGGCAGGCUGGAAUUGCAGAGUCUGACACAGAGUUGAUUUUUGAUCGUGGCGUGUAG
Durusdinium trenchii is the source of this 618-nucleotide messenger RNA. Lineage: Eukaryota; Dinophyceae; Suessiales; Symbiodiniaceae. The record is from the annotation of a GenBank genome assembly.